UAUUUCCAAUAAUUUCUCAGUUUUCACAUUUACCAUUUCAAUCUCAAAAUCCCCAGAAAAAGAAAAAAAAAAACCCCACCAUGCCGCCGCCGCCGCCGCUACCUCCACAAUCCUCCCCAACCGGUGGUUCAACGUCGACGCCGUCGAAAUCGAAGGAAAAGUUCCUGUCUUUGAUCUUAAAAGCCAUAAUUAUGAUGCUUCUCAUCUCUUUCUUCUUCCUCAUUUUACCUUUAGCUUCUUUCCUCCUCCUCCUGCCUCUUCUCCUCCGCCACCGCCGUCACCGCCACCGUCGUCACCAUCUCCAUCCCUCCUCUGGGUUUUCCUCGAAACAGCUCAAAAAGCUUCCCCAAUUCAGAUUCUCCCACGAAACGGAAUCCGUCGGGUCGGAUUCGGAUUCUUGUGUGAUUUGCUUAGAUGGGUUCAGGCAAGGUCAAUGGUGUAGAAGCCUCGUUGGGUGUGGCCAUUUGUUCCAUAGGAAGUGUUUGGAUGGUUGGUUAAUCAAAGUUGCUGCUUGCCCAAUUUGUAGAACGAGGGUUCGAUUUGAAAAUGAAGAUAAUUGCAAUUCCGGUCCUUGUUGUUCGAGGAGAGCAGAGUUUCAGGGCUUGUUUGAUUUGUAAGUUUAUUGCAAAUUUAGUCCCUCUUUUUUGUAUUAUAAAAUUGUACAGCUCCCUUUUUCUUAAUAAUCGUUAUGAAGAAUUCCUGCAAUUUUGAUUCACAGUUUGUAUUGCUCUUUUAAUAAUUGAAUUGCCUUUUAUUUUA
Messenger RNA from Gossypium raimondii (Peruvian cotton), 759 nucleotides. RefSeq names its product RING-H2 finger protein ATL56. The transcript has a single exon. The record is from RefSeq and is a predicted model, not a curated record. Lineage: Eukaryota; Viridiplantae; Streptophyta; Magnoliopsida; Malvales; Malvaceae. Bases 81 to 617 code for a protein of 178 amino acids.